UCCCUUUAUCCCACCUUCUUCCUUCACCUCUCUACCCUUCUUGGCUACUCAAUAAGCCCAACAUCACAAGCAAAAGAAACUAAUCUUUUCUGCAACAUAUUGCACCACCCCAAGUUAAAAAAAGAUCUCAAACAAUGAACCAUGGGUACAUUGUUUAUGAUUUGGUUAUGAUCACUCUAUCCUUGUCCCUCAUAAUUCUCGGUGUUGUCCUCUUUGUUGCAUGCAAGAAGAAACCAGUUGAGAGUGAAGAAACUGUUGCUGUGAAGCACUGUGCUAGAGUGUACUCACUGAUGGACAUUGAUGCUGUCACUGAUAACUUCAACCACAGGAGAGUAGUGGGAAAGGGUCCUCUGGGAACCGUGUAUGUUGGGGUGCAAGAGAAUGGAGAGCUUGUGGCUGUGAAAAGGAUCCAUCCCGUGCUUGUGUUGAGCAACGCAGGGUUAGGAUUCUCAUCAGUGUUGAAAUGGCUCUCUUCAGUGCAACAUCCCAACAUAGUUCCUAUAAUUGGAUUCUCAGAAGCACCGGGUGAAAGAGUUAUAGUGAUGGAGUUUGGGCGCAUGAUGAGCUUGGAGUUCUGUUUGCAUCAAAACGUUAAUGGGGCAUCACUUUUGGAUUGGAACAAGAGGAUCAGAAUUGCAGCAGGAACAGCGAGAGGGCUUCAGUAUUUGCAUGAAGUGGCAACACCAAACAUCGUACAUGGGCGAGUCAAGUCUUCAAAUGUUUUAAUUGAUGUCAACUUUUGUCCUAGGAUUUGUGAUUAUGGUCUCAACUUUUUGGCAGCAGGAGAAAAGAGAGAGCUAGUAGGUUAUGUGGAUGAUGAGUAUUGGAAUGAAAGAGGGGGUGGUGGAAGCAAGGAAAGUGAUGUUUAUGGUUUGGGAGUUGUAUUGCUUGAGCUAAUAAGUGGUAGAGGAUGCAAUGAAGGAAUGAUAGUAGAGUGGGGUUUGCCUUUGAUAAAGGCAUUGGGUUUUGGUGAAGUUUUGGAUCCUAGGUUGGUAAUUCCUUCUGAUAUGAAGAAUGUAGUUAGAUUAGCCAAAGUUGCUUCGGCUUGUGUUGGUAAUUCAAGAAAGUGUAGACCUUCCAUAGCACAAGUGGCUACUAUUUUGAACAAUUUAGAGAUGGAAGUGUGCAUUUCUGAUCUGUAAAAUACUUCACGAUCAAGUCUAAUACUGAAUUUUAUAGCUUCAAUUUUGGACAAUGCCGAAGGA
Messenger RNA from Vigna angularis (adzuki bean), 1205 nucleotides. RefSeq names its product serine/threonine-protein kinase-like protein ACR4. Gene Ontology annotation, biological process: protein phosphorylation. Gene Ontology annotation, cellular component: plasma membrane. NCBI's taxonomy places the organism in Eukaryota, Viridiplantae, Streptophyta, Magnoliopsida, Fabales, Fabaceae. The transcript has a single exon. Gene Ontology annotation, molecular function: ATP binding; protein kinase activity. The coding region runs from base 135 to 1142 and encodes 335 amino acids. The record is from RefSeq and is a predicted model, not a curated record.